Molecule: messenger RNA, 843 nt
Organism: Arabis nemorensis
Lineage: Eukaryota; Viridiplantae; Streptophyta; Magnoliopsida; Brassicales; Brassicaceae
Source: the annotation of a GenBank genome assembly
AUGGACGCUCUUUCUCAGCCAAUCAGUUCUCCUCCUUACAAAACGAGCUUUGUUCUCGUCAGGUCUUAUGGUCUCACUUCUUUAAUCCUCCGUAAAUCGAGAUCUCCGUUUCGAGCUUCGUCGUCGAUUCAGCAUUUCGAAAGAAUAUUCAUCUAUCUGAAGAAAGUUUGCUUGGAGUUUCACGUGGAGGUCCGAGUGUCAGAGAGAGGAAUCAACAUGCUUUUCAUGCUGGGUGGAAACGGUACUCAUGCUGGCGCCAACGCUAUACACAAUGAGGUAAAGGUAGCUGUAGUUGGUGUGUCAAAAACCAUUGACAAUGAUGUUUUGCAUAUGGAUAAAACUUUUGGGCUUGACACCGCCGUUGAAGAAGCACAACGAGCUAUAAACUUUGCCUACAUCGAGGCACAUAGUGCUUAUCAUGGCAUCGGUGUUGUAAAACUGAUGGGACGUAAUAGUGGUUUCAUUGCGAUGCAAGCCUCUCUAGCAAGCGUGCAAGUCGACAUCUGCUUGAUUCCUGAGGUUCCCUUCAAUCUUCAUGGGCCUCAUGGUGUACUCAAGCAUUUGAAGUACCUUAUCGAAACGAAAGGCUCCACUGUGAUUGUAACACCCCAACUGCCGUCGAACUAUCGGACCACCGUCCAUCAGGUUAUCGGUAUGCUCUAUGCCCUUCCCACUAUCGGAACACACAGUCCGUCAAGCUAUCGGCAUGUAGGAGACCUCACUGUCCCUUGGAGAGAUUCCUGUCCCUCGAGAUAUAUGCAGGAGAAAUCACUAUCCCCUAGAGAGAUCCUCACUGUCCCCUCGAGUAUAUACAGGAAACCUCUCUGUCCCCUAGAGCACUAA